This is a messenger RNA of Paramuricea clavata, 465 nucleotides long. The record is from the annotation of a GenBank genome assembly. Lineage: Eukaryota; Metazoa; Cnidaria; Anthozoa; Malacalcyonacea; Plexauridae.
AUGGCAAGCGAAUAUGUCACCGACGAUUCGGAAAACGAGAGCAUGUCCGAGAGCAUGUCGUGUUCAUCUUCGAGCGACCAAGACAACAGUGAAAUCGUCGAAGACGUAUUAGCCGGGACUUAUCAGCCUUAUGCUCACGAACCAUUAGCAGAAACUUCUGACGAGGAUGAACAAGAAGAAGUCGAUGUUGAUGGGAUUCCUUUACAAGAAAUUGAAGACCGAUACGAAGGAAUACAAACGAUUGAAAAUUGGUGUUGUUGUGGGCAUUGCGACGCGUGUUUGUUAUUUGGUCCAAGAGAAUACAGAUGCUGUCACGAGAUAGAUGCGGCAAAUGUUUUUAAGUCAGAACCAACAGAACCUGUUCAAUGCGUUACUGAACAUCCUGAUUUUAACGCUGUUGUAUUGCAUCCUCGAGUCCUGCAAGUUGCAGCGAAUGGAUUGGCUCUCCCUUGCUCCCAGUCAUGA